CGCAGGGCCACCACAGAGCCGGUCUGCGUGUCCCCACAGACAAACACACAGGACACAAACACCGCUCCGAACCUGUGCACCCGCCGAGCCCGGCACCGCGCCGCCGCCACGGCCUCCCCCCGCAGCGCUGCCCCGGCCGCCGUGUCCGUGCCAGGGGGAGGUACCGGGAGGCGCCGCAGGCCCCGUCCCGCCUCCAUCCGCCGUCGCUCGGUUUUGUUUGUUUGACUCUGGGGUACAGCAGGAAACAAAACUAAAACCAACAUCCUGCCUCUCCCCAUCCCCCCCCUGGCCCGGCGCUGGCCAGGGGGCCGGUACGGCCUCAACUCCUCCCUGCUCCAAAUGGCGGACCUGGCUGCUGUAGAGACUUCCCCGACUCGUCUGGAGAAUGAGUUAAUGUAGUCACUGAAAAAUUCUGGAUGGAAACCAAUGUGUUCUGGAUCAGUGGUUUGGCAAUGGCCAAAUGCCAGUUUUCCCGUGUUCUUGUGAACAGUUUUACAUACAGAACUGUCCUAGAAAUGCACCUAGAUAAGAAUGAACAGAAGAGAGGUACUGUGGUAGACACAGGCUUUGUGUCAUGCUGGUUUCCAGUUUAAAAACCAGUAGGCUGGCAAUUUUAAAGGAACAGCAGCAAAGUGAUGACCAGGUGCCAAGUGCCAGCUUUCCUUAUUCAUCAGAUUCAAGAAGAACUGGGUAAAGAAGAAGAAGAGAUGAUGGUUUUCCUGUGCCGAGACCUUGCUCCUGACUUGGCCAAUGCUGAUCUGAAAGAGAUCCUGCUGGCUUUGAAUGAGAGAGAGAAACUGACUCCUGUUGGCUUAUCUGAGCUGUUGUACAGAGUUAAGAGGUUUGACUUGCUGAGGAGGAUCCUGAACACUGAGAAGGCAACAGUGGAAGCUCACCUUGCCAGGAGUUUCAGACUUAUCCCUGAUUACAGGGUACUAAUGGUAGAGAUAAAUGAAAAUCUGGAGAAAGAUGAAGUGGGUUCUCUUGGUUUUCUACUCAGAGAUUAUGCACCUCGUAUGAAAAUGGCAAAAGAUAAGAGUUUUCUAGCUCUUAUAAUUGACCUAGAGAAGCUAAAUUUGGUGGCUCCUAAUCAACUGGAUCUGAUAGAAAACUGUUUUCGAAGUAUUCACAGGAUAGACUUGAUUAGGAAGAUUCAGACGUACAAACGCAAAGCUUCAGUGUCCUCCGUUCAUUGUCAGCCAGUUUAUGUGAAUGCUCAUCCAGCCUCUGUCCCUAAUUUCAAUCUGAUUGAGCCUCCUUAUCAUUCAGGGAUUCAGAAUGAGAGCAUGAAAAAAUUACAAAAUGGAUCAAGUCUUACUCUGGCUGCAGCAGAACCGCUUCACUUGUCCAUUGAGGAGUCAGGAUCAGUGCCACAUAAGAUGUCUGAUGAUUCCUACAGAAUGCAAAGUCAACCUUUAGGAAUAUGCCUGAUAAUAGAUUGUAUUGGCAAUGACACUGAUGUGUUGGAAGAGACCUUCAGAGGCUUAGGCUAUGAAGUUCAUUGUCACAGAUAUUUAAAUAUGAGCUCCAUGAAUCAAACAUUGCUUGAAGUUGCAAGGUGGCAGAAGCACAAAACUUGUGACAGCUUUGUUUGCAUAUUGGUCAGCCGUGGAAACUCUCAGAGCAUCUUCUGUACAGACCACACCUUUUCUGGAUUCCCUUUGGAACAAAUAAAGAAAUACUUUACAGCAGACUCAUGUCCUGGACUCCUAGGAAAACCAAAGCUUUUUUUUAUUCAGAGCUAUGUUGUGCCAGAAAAUGAGCAAGAAUGUACCUGUCUGUUGGAAGUUGAUGGCAAUGCUGAUAAUAUCAGAGCUAAAGUCACUAUUCCCCAUACAGCAGACAUCUUUUGGAGUCAUUGCAAGGUGGAUGUGUCUACACUAGAACAAUCCCCAACUGCACCCUCAAAAUAUCUACGCUGUCUGGCUGAGCUACUCCGUAAUCCUUAUAAAAGGAAACUCUGUAUAUUGGCUAUCCAUAUGGAACUUAACAAAAAAGUUUAUGAUGGGAAUAUGACCACUGACCCAAGCCAACAGUACUCACUGCUGCUCCAGCACACACUGAGAAAGAGACUUUUUUUCCCACUUGAUUGCUGUUAAAAACUUUUGCAUUUGACAAGCACCUCUGCUACCCUAUAGACAACCAAAAGCAGGGAGAAUGGAACCAAGGAGACAGAUGAGGAAAAGAAAUGUGGAAAUUUUAAACAGGAACAAGAAGGGGAAUGGUAGGGAGCAUCAAGAGAAGAACAAGUAGGGGAAAGGCGAUUCGGAGGAGAAAUACAGUAUUAAUAUUGGAAGGAGAAGAAAACAGGAAAAAGGAAGUGAGAAUAAUAGUGGCUGUCUUUACAGACUCAAACGAUGUGGUGAGUUGGUUGAUGUUUUGUGGAUUGGUUGCUUGGGGGUUUUGAGUGAUGCUAAAUGCAACUAUUUACUUAAAAUAUUAGCGGUAGAAUAUAUUCUGCUUUUACAGUUUUGUGACAAGUUUGAUUUGGGAGUUAAGAAGGAUAUAUGUUCUUUGCCUUACUGCAAGACACAGUAAGUAAAAUCCGUGUCCCUUUCAUUAAGAAAUGAUGCAGAACUGCUGUUUUGAAAACUAGAGGCUCGUGUAAUCAACCCUUUCAGUGGAAAAGCAAGGGACUCUCUUUGUGAAUGGCUGCUUGGUUGGAAGUGGUUGUAGCCCUCUAGAGUUGUGGGGACAGACACGUAUUGUGCAGCGUUCAUGGGUGUCAGAUACAGAUUUUUUACACUGAUCCUCAGUACAUUCAUAAACCGUAGCCACGCACAAUCUCUAACCAUACAUCUAAGCAUUAUUUAUUGCCUUGACACCCCUUUCAGGUGUGGCAUUCAAGCAGGCUGGUUCCCUGUACCUGUUGCAUGGUGACUAUUUAUGCAGGACGACAGUUGUCCGUCACUUCUCCUGUUACAGAAUCAUGGAUUCAUAGAAUCCUGUUUAUAGAAUCACAGACUCAUAGAAUCUGCUGAGUUAGAAGGGACCCGUCAAGAUCAUCUAGUCCAACUCCUGGCCCUGCACAGGACACCCCAAGAAUCCCACCAUGUGCCUGAGAGUGUUGUCCAAAAGCUUCUUGAGCUCUGCCAGGGUUGGUGCGGUGACCAAGUUCCCUGGAGAGCCUGUUCCAGUGCCCAAGCACUCCCUGGAUGAAGAACCUCUUCCUAAAAUCUACCCUAACCAUCCCCUGACACAGUUUGAUUUCUCCAGUCCUGGCAGUGGUCACCAGAGACAUGCGGAGACUUGAUACCUCUGCCCCUCUGCUUCCCCUUGUGAAGAUGUCGAAUACUGCAAUGAGGUCUGCCCUCAGUCUCCUCUUCUCCAGCCUGAACAAACCGAGUGACCUCAACCCCUCCUCAGAGGGCCUCCCCUCCAAAAACCCUUACCAGAUUUCUGUGUCCCUCCAUACACAUGAUGGGGACUGUUUCUUCUUGCUGUAGUGCGCACUUAAGUGGAUGCAGGGUGUGGACUACAUCAAGUUGUCCCUGUACUGCAGACAGUGAAAUUAUCUCAGGUUAAAUGAUCCUUAGCCAAAAGAAAAGGGGGAAGAGAAUUUUGUAUGCAUCAUAAUUUAGGGUGUUAGCACAGGAACAUAGAGAGUGAUCUGCUGGUGAAAUUUCACGGUCUUAGACUGCCGAAAUGUCGAAAGUUUUCAGAACCUGUUAUUGAAGGAGGUAAAACAAGCUACGCUGCUCCUGCAUUGUGAGAGGUUGGAAUAAGGCUGCCAGAGUCACUGCUCUGGCACUUAACUACAGUUUUAGUUUCUGAUAACUGGGAAAAAAUUUAUUGUAGUUCUGUAUGUGCUCUAUAUAUGGAAGGUGAUGCCUUAAGUGGCUCAGAAGGUGUACUCAUGAGGCAAGAGUCAGUGGUGUUUUGUACCAGACUUGAGUUGCAUAGUUUUUCUCAGCCACCUACACUGAUGUAGCUAAGCCAUGAGUUGAGUUUACUUUGCACUGUUACAUAUUUGGGUAAUUACAGUGGUUACCAAUUCAUUAUCCAAAACAGAAGUUACAUUCAAGAGGAUAUUACUGUGCUAGCACUUGUAGAUGGAGUAUGUUGUGUGGCUGAUCUCCCCUUUCAACUCUUCAUAAGAAGUAACAGCAGCUCCUAUUACAGAUACCUGAGUCAGAGAAGCUUUUUAUGGGAGUUUCUGAGAAUUCUUUUCUGCUUUCCAGAAUUUCAAGUUUCUGACAUGCAGAACAGUAUUGCUGAGAAGAGGCUGCUGUCUGUGUGGAUGAUCUAUAUUCAAUUUAAAUUAAAUAUCCUGUACUGAAUUAUUUGUCAGCUUUUCUGUGGCUGGUUUAAAUAAUGUCUAUUUUUCAGCUUCUGUAUUAGAAACAAUAAUAAGACACUAUAAUUGGAUACAAAUGCUGGGUUUCAUGCUCAUAUUCUGAAUAAAAUUUCUGUAUGC
Molecule: messenger RNA, 4417 nt
Organism: Zonotrichia leucophrys gambelii
Lineage: Eukaryota; Metazoa; Chordata; Aves; Passeriformes; Passerellidae
Gene: CFLAR
Product: CASP8 and FADD like apoptosis regulator
Exons: 12
Coding region: 636-2099 (487 amino acids)
Biological process (GO): regulation of apoptotic process; proteolysis
Molecular function (GO): cysteine-type endopeptidase activity; protein binding
Source: RefSeq, a predicted model, not a curated record